Nipponia nippon (crested ibis) is the source of this 912-nucleotide messenger RNA. NCBI's taxonomy places the organism in Eukaryota, Metazoa, Chordata, Aves, Pelecaniformes, Threskiornithidae. The record is from RefSeq and is a predicted model, not a curated record.
GGUUGAUUUUCAUUUUAAUACAUACCAGUGAAGAUGACACCAAAACAUGAAAAACAAGAAUUUGUAACUGUCUUGGUGCGAGACCCCAGGACACAGAAAGAAGACUCAUGGCAUUCUUACAUAGACUAUGAGAUAUUUAUUCACACAAACAGUAUGUGCUUUACAAGGAAAACAUCCUGUGUUAGACGACGCUUUCGAGAAUUUGUUUGGCUUCGGCAGAGGCUUCAGAGCAACGCAGUGCUUAUACAGCUACCUGAACUGCCAUCUAAAACGCCCUUUUUCAACAUGAACAAUCCUCAUCACGUGGACCAUCGCCGGCAGGGUCUGCAAGAAUUCCUGGAAAAGAUCCUACAAGAUGCGUUAUUGCUUUCAGACAGUAGGCUUCACCUCUUCUUACAGACUCAGCUAAGCCCAGAAGAUAUGGAGGCUUGCGUAUCUGGACAGACCAAAUACUCUGUUGCUGAUGCGAUUCAUAAGUUCGCCUCUUUGAACAGACGCUUUCCUAUAGAAGAUGAAGAGAGAAAAAAAGGAAAAAACGAUGCGGACUCUGAUUCAGAGAGUUCAUCCUCCGGGCUCAGACCUAGUGAUGACAGCAUUUCAUGUGGAUGUAAAGCAAGCCCAGCUUCUGAAGAAUCAUGAAAAAUCAUUCCUGUAUUGCUAUCUUAAGGACAGUACAAAGCAGUUUCUGCUCUAUUUACUGGUUACGUGUGCCACACAAACGCGGCUGGCUGCUAACACGUACCUAAAAGACGCGUCAUCAAUACAACCACAUGUCCUUAAAAAAAAUUUCCGAACAGACCUUGAUACUAUUUCUUUGUCGAUUUACUAUGUAUGUUGAUUCAGGUUUACACGCUGCCUAUUACAUUUAGGGUUUUGUGACUGUUAAAAUCUCAGUAUUGGGCGAGUCAUGCU